AUGGAAAUCGACCCUUCUCUCAAUGUCGAGGAACUGGAGGAGGAUAUUGUCGGUGCCGAUGAAGCCGCCAGGUCCGCUGAUUUUCGCCGCACCCUCACCAACGUUAUGAGUUCCUUUCCCGGAGUCGAUGAGUAUAUGUCGUACACAGAGAUCUUCCGCCUCGUGCGGACUAUGGAUUACUCGGUUGUAGUAUUCGACACCGCACCCACCGGGCACACCCUUCGUUUACUGUCCUUUCCCGAUCUAAUGGAGAGCGGGCUAAAUAAACUGAUCAGCUUAAAGAGUUCUGUGAGUUACCUCUGAAGUACACGCACUCGUAAUUCCUGCUCCCGGAUUUUUUGGACUUAUGUGUUCUUGACUGCUAUUUCUCCUAGAUUGCCCCUAUCCUGAACCAGAUGAUGUCGUUCAUUGGCGCCGGAAACCCCAUGGGCAAUGAAGACAUUUCCCAGGUCCUGGAGAGCCGUCUGCCUGUUGUGCGGGAAAUCACUCGGCAAUUCAAGGAUCCUAGCCAGACAACUUUCGUCUGCGUUUGCAUUGCAGAGUUCCUGAGCAUGUAUGAAACGGAACGACUUGUCCAGGUAAUACUAAAAAUCUCGUGAUUCUUGGUAUAAUCAUUCUUUAUUUCGUCCGUAAAUGGGGGUUAUCUCAAUGUUUUUCUACGGUACUGAGACCUAGAAUGCAUCUGCUGUCCGAUUUAGGCUCUAUCGGCCCAAGAAAUCGAUAUCCACAACAUUAUUGUCAACCAGCUGCUUUUCCCCAAUCUUCCUAUCGACGGCGGCGAUGUAGCGAAGGGCAAACCAAUCUCCGACUGUCGAAUGUGCCUAGCACGCCACCGGAUCCAGUCUAAGUACCUGGAGCAGAUUUUGGAAUUGUACGAUGACAUGCAUGUGAUUCAGUUGCCUCAGUUGGAGGAGGAGGUACGGGGAGUUGACAGGGUACGCGCCUUCUCCAAACACCUUCUCACCCCAUUCACUAGACCUGCGCUGAAGUAG
This is a messenger RNA of Spirometra erinaceieuropaei, 992 nucleotides long. The record is from the annotation of a GenBank genome assembly. Lineage: Eukaryota; Metazoa; Platyhelminthes; Cestoda; Diphyllobothriidea; Diphyllobothriidae.